AUGACAUCAAGAGAGGGGCUAGGAAAACAAAUUUCCGCAGCACAGUUUCAGUCUUCACAAGGUUAUGUGACUCAAAAUAAAGUCAAACAUAAUUUUUCCAGAAAUUUGAGUGUGGAUAUUUUCAAGUUUGACCACAGCCUUUUUGAAACGCCUAUACCAAAUUAUUCACUUUUCAAUAGCGAUAGUAUUCAAAUAUUAACCGACAGAUCACCCGAUAAUGAUUUAGAUUGGUAUAAAGAGCCGACGUUUCUUUCUAUGGCCGGGGUUCGUGUUUUUGAGGAUGGAAGCUAUCCCCAAAAUAAAAUGUGGAAUGACACAUUAUGUAGCAUUGUACGGCACAAUAUUUCAGAUAACUGGAGGAUAUCCAUAUUAUACUGCGAUAGACAGUGGACAGAAGCAACACAAAAUAUCAUUGAAAAUUUGCUUCGGGUAAGGAACUUGGAAUUCAGCAGUAUUGAAAUCACGGAAGAGCCCUUUGAGGAUCUGGUAUGCCGAAUUAUUCAACAAUUUCAACCACGGGAAAUCUCAUACUAUGCCAAUCGGGAUGAAAAAGAGGAUAUUAUAGCAACAUAUAUGAAAAAUAUGCAUUCAAAUAUAGACUACUUUAGGAUAAACGUGCAGUUCUUAUAUUCUUUUAUUAAUCCUUACGUGGAGUUCAAAAAAGUUGUCGUUCUUAUAAAUAAGCACAACGGUAAUCUGAAUUCGGGAUCCCCAACUACAAUGAGCAAAUUAUAUUUUGGCACAUACUUUCGUAUAUUCUAUGCUGGAAGAAGGGAACUAUUAAAUAAAUUUGUCACAAACGAAUUCAUUCCAGAAAAGUUCCAAGCUAAGCUCAAGUUUGAAGCCUCUCGAGUUAACAUUAGCAAUCGAAGGAUACCGACUUCUGAAUUUAAGCAAUAUGGUCAGUUGAAUGGCCGAAGCAUGUUAAGACCAAUUCAGAAAGGUUGCAUCCCGGGGAUUAUUUAUGCAUUGAAGGUCCUCAUUUGUGAUUGUAAUGCUAAUUCUUUUCUUUAUGGUGAAUCCCCAAUAGUUAUUAUCGCGUACGACCCCAUGAUAUCACGUGCAAACCUGGGUCUCUAUGUGAGACAAAUUCCAGUGUGGGAGCCCGUGAAUGAAGUGGCCAUAGUAGACUGCUCGUUACGUGUUGAGAGAUUGCUCCGGAUAAACUUGGGUGCUUGA
Messenger RNA from Brettanomyces bruxellensis, 1179 nucleotides. RefSeq lists its product as uncharacterized. Lineage: Eukaryota; Fungi; Ascomycota; Pichiomycetes; Pichiales; Pichiaceae. The coding region runs from base 1 to 1179 and encodes 392 amino acids. The record is from RefSeq and is a predicted model, not a curated record. The transcript has a single exon.